Molecule: messenger RNA, 3801 nt
Organism: Cajanus cajan (pigeon pea)
Lineage: Eukaryota; Viridiplantae; Streptophyta; Magnoliopsida; Fabales; Fabaceae
Product: alpha,alpha-trehalose-phosphate synthase [UDP-forming] 6
Biological process (GO): trehalose biosynthetic process
Cellular component (GO): cytosol
Molecular function (GO): trehalose-phosphatase activity
Source: RefSeq, a predicted model, not a curated record
CAGUGGAAAGAGAUAUCAUGGGGUUGGGUGGCCAUUGUGGAUCAGUGAGAAAGCUCUUCCAAAAGAUAAUUCAAGAUUUUUUCUCUUUAUUAUCUUAGUUAUUUAUAUUAUUAUUUAUAUUUUGUUUUCCUUAUUCUUCUCCUGAAUGAUGUAUAUGGAUAUGGAUUCUAAUUCUUAUUUUUUUACAUUCACUGAGUGAAAGUGAAUUUGGAAUUCAAGUCUGAGCCAAACUGGUAAUUUUCUUGAACUGUUAGUUAAUUCCAUUUGGGUUCCUUGUUUUCAUCUUUUCCUUUGCUCCUUUGGUCUUUUAAGUUAUCUGGUUCUGACUUCUAAGUUCAGUCCAUUUAUGACAUCAAUCUCUGGAGGAUUGUUUGGUUGCUGUUUCUUGUUGUAGCUGUUUAUGUGAUCUGAAUCUAUUCCAUUCCUUUUGUUCACUCUCUCUCUCUCUAUCUCUCUCUCUUGGAUUGCUAGCAUCUACAUGUUUCUUCUCUCCCUUGAUUUGAUCCCUUUCUCCAAGCUCAUCCUCAGAAAACUUCUGCUCUCUUUUUUGAUGCUCUUCAUUGUCACUCACCACAGAUUCACCACCUGCACCUCUUGCCAUUUCAUGCUUUGUAACUUCUCUUUCACUCAUUUCAGGACUAGUAUUAGUUGACCCAUAACUCAAAAACUAGUCUUGCUCAGUUCAGUUCACCUCACCCUCUUUUGUUUUCCAUCCAUUUGGUUGAUUUGGGGUUACCCUUUUUGGUUAUUGUUGACCUUGUUUGUGAGUAGACUAUUGGUUGUUAUUGCUGGGUGCUCUUGUAUGGAGGGUUGAUUACCUUGGAUGGAACUUGUUGGUUCUGAGGGUUGGGUUUAGUUUAGUGUCUCAAACCAUUGCAAAUUAGGUUGUGAUUGAGUUCAAGGAUGGUGUCGAAAUCCUAUUCAAACCUAUUGGAGUUGGCCUCUGGAGAGGCUCCAUCAUUUGGGUACAUGAACAGGGGAAUUCCAAGGAUUAUGACUGUGGCUGGGUUGAUAUCUGAUGUUGAUGAUGACCCAGUUGAGAGUGUGUGUUCUGAUCCAUCUUCGUCGUCGGUGCACCGAGACCGGAUAAUCAUGGUGGCUAAUCAGCUUCCUUUAAGGGCUCAGAGAAGGCUAGAUGGGAGUAAGAGUUGUUGGUCUUUUGAGUGGGAUGAGAAUUCACUUCUUCAGCUGAAAGAUGGGUUGGGAGAUGAAGAUAUUGAGGUUAUUUAUGUGGGGUGUCUCAAGGAGGAGGUGCAUCCAAGUGAACAGGAUGAGGUUUCACAGAUACUUCUUGAGACCUACAAGUGUGUCCCAACUUUUCUCCCACCAGACCAGUUUACUAGGUACUAUCAUGGUUUUUGCAAGCAGCAGUUGUGGCCACUGUUUCAUUACAUGUUGCCCUUGUCACCAGAGCUUGGUGGGAGGUUCAAUAGGUCACUGUGGCAGGCUUAUGUCUCAGUCAAUAAAAUUUUUGCAGAUAGAAUAAUGGAAGUAAUCAACCCUGAAGAUGAUUAUGUGUGGAUACAUGAUUAUCAUCUGAUGGUGUUGCCAACUUUCCUGAGGAAGAGAUUCAACAGGGUGAAACUGGGGUUCUUCCUUCAUAGCCCAUUCCCUUCAUCAGAAAUAUAUAAGACAUUGCCCGUUAGGGAGGAGAUCCUGAGGGCCCUCCUCAAUUCGGAUUUGAUUGGCUUCCAUACGUUUGAUUAUGCGCGGCAUUUCCUCUCCUGCUGUAGCCGGAUGCUUGGCCUCACGUACGAAUCGAAGCGAGGUUAUAUUGGAAUUGAGUACUAUGGUAGGACUGUUAGUAUCAAAAUUCUCCCUGUUGGCAUCCACAUGGGUCAGCUUCAAUCGGUUUUGAGGCUGCCACAGACGGAAGAAAAAGUUUGUGAGCUCAUUAGACGGUUUUCUGAUCAAGGAAGGACAAUGUUGCUUGGUGUGGAUGACAUGGAUAUUUUCAAGGGAAUAAGUUUGAAGCUGUUGGCCAUGGAGCAGCUUCUCAUUCAGCACCCUGAGUAUCAGGGAAGGGUAGUGCUGGUUCAGAUAGCGAAUCCUGCAAGGGGGCGAGGGAAGGAUGUGAAGGAAAUCCAAGCUGAGACGAAGGCCACGGUGAAACGGAUUAAUGAAACAUUUGGGAAACCCGGGUAUAAUCCUGUUAUUCUGAUUGAGGAGCCUCUCAAGUUUUAUGAGAGAGUUGCUUAUUAUGUUGUUGCUGAGUGUUGUUUAGUCACUGCAGUAAGGGAUGGAAUGAAUCUCAUACCGUAUGAGUAUAUCAUCAGUCGUCAAGGAAAUGAGACAUUGGAUAAAGUUUUGGGUUUGGCAACCUCCCCGAAGAAGAAAAGCAUGUUGGUUGUGUCUGAAUUCAUUGGCUGUUCCCCAUCUUUAAGUGGAGCAAUCAGAGUGAACCCGUGGAAUAUUGAUGCAGUAGCAGAUGCAAUGGACUCUGCACUGGAAAUGGCUGAUUCAGAGAAGGAGCUUAGGCAUGAAAAGCAUUAUAGAUAUGUGAGUACUCAUGAUGUAGGGUACUGGGCACGAAGCUUCUUGCAAGAUUUGGAAAGGACUUGUAGCGAUCAUGUGCGGCGAAGAUGGUGGGGGAUUGGGUUUGGAUUGAGCUUUAGAGUGGUUGCACUUGAUCCCAACUUCAAGAAGCUCUCAAUGGAGCACAUAGUUUCAGCUUACAAGAGGACAAAAACUAGGGCAAUCCUUCUAGACUAUGAUGGUACACUAAUGCCUCAAGCGUCCAUUGAUAAGAGUCCAAGCAGUAAAUCCCUUGAAAUUCUUAGUAGUUUGUGUAGAGAUAAGAACAACAUGGUUUUCCUUGUUAGUGCUAGAAGCCGGAAGAUGCUUUAUGAUUGGUUUUCACCUUGUGAGAAUCUGGGAAUUGCUGCUGAGCAUGGUUACUUUUUGAGAAUGAAGCGAGAUGAAGAGUGGGAAACACAUGUUGCCGCAACGGACUGUAGUUGGAAACAAAUUGCAGAACCUGUAAUGAAACUUUAUACUGAAACAACUGAUGGGUCCACCAUUGAAGACAAGGAGACUGCACUUGUUUGGUGCUAUGAGGAUGCAGAUCCAGACUUUGGAUCAUGCCAAGCUAAGGAACUUCUAGAUCAUCUUGAGAGUGUGCUUGCAAAUGAACCAGUAACAGUCAAGAGUGGCCAAAGUAAUGUAGAAGUUAAACCACAGGGUGUGAGCAAGGGACUAGUGGCAAAACGCCUACUUUCUGCUAUGCAAGAAAAGGGUAUGUGCCCUGAUUUUGUUUUAUGCAUAGGAGAUGACAGGUCCGACGAAGACAUGUUUGAGGUAAUCACCAGUUCAAUGGGCGGUCCGAUCUCACCUCGGGCCGAAGUAUUCGCCUGCACCGUUUGUCGAAAACCUAGUAAGGCCAAGUACUAUCUGGAUGAUACAGCUGAAAUAGUGAGAUUGCUUCAGGGCUUAGCCUGUGUUUCAGAACAAGUAGUUUCAUUUCAGAACAAAUAGUUUGUUAAGCUUGGAAAAAAUGGUGAUGGUGGUGGUGGUGAGAGGUGUUAUUACUAUUGUGCUUGCUUUACUUUGUCAUUGAGGAUGUAGGAUCGGUUGUGCUGCUCUUAAUACACAAUUAAUAUUAUUGUUUUCCUUAUAUUAUAUUCCAUGUAAAUUAUCCUAGUGGUUACUGAGAGAAGUUCUGUAUCGGAUUCUACUCCUUAACAUGCUUGAUUUCUGUCGGGAAAACUUGUACAUAGAUUUGGUUUCAUUCCAAUCAUGAACUCUUUUUGUGCAUUUCUUUCAGCCACAUGUUUGAAUGUCAUCAUGAUGCUGUUUGUUUCA